AUGAGUGCGCCGCCAGAGUACUGCGAGACCGUUGACGAAACCAUUGUGGCAAACUCGAAGGAUGAGAUGCCGCCCGUCUACGUCAUGGACGUCAACAAUCUGACGUGGCAACAAUCGUUCCCGCCCACGUACGACGAGGAGGAGCGGCAGUUCGAGGAGCCGUUGGCCAGCAUUGAAGCCGAGAUAGACCGUGAGUGGACUUUAAAUUGCAGAAAACAUGUAACUGUUGGAUUCCAGGCGACGAGACCCGUUCGUACCGUUGCGGACCAUGCUUUCUCUCGGAGACCAAAUCGUUCCUCCUCUGUUUCUUCGCAGUCUUCCUCGGUCUCCUCAUCCUGCUUCCGACGCUCUUCUUCGUAACGGUUUUCUCGAAGGAUCAGGAUCCGAACAUUGCGCCCAGCAUGUGAUUGAUAUGAUGACAUAACUGACUUCUUAUGAACCGCUUCCCCCUUUUUGAUCUCUUCUGAUAGUAUUAUGAGCCUAUAAAUAGGUUUUCACCCCCAGUGAAUAAACGAAUUUACACGUUGAUAAAGUUUGUGUGCUUCCCGGUUGUUUUACAAAGAAAAACGAUUGCAAAAGGGGACUGCGCAAUCGGCAAUCCAUCAAUCCAGACGCCGAGGAUAUGCGUCGUACCUGGGAAAAAACACGUUCUACCUGUUUGGAUGGCGCCGUUUAAAAGAAGCGUCACGCAUCCAGAAGUGUUUCAUUUCCUCAAAAACACUUUCUUCCCGGUCCAAUCUCCACUCAUUUUUUCCCCUUUCAGUAUGAACGGAACUCUGCUCUCACUGCUCGUUUCCCUCUGCAUCGUCACAAUGGUUUCCGCGCGUUUCUCGUGCGGACACGACAAUCUGCAGUCCGGAUUCGCCGAGCUUAUCAUCAAGAACGACUGCAAAGGAAGGCUCAGUGAGUUGGCGGAGGAUUACGGUAGCUGUCAGUUUGAUUAAUUUCAGACAAGGUCGAUGUGUGUUGCAACCUGCACACCCAGUGCUACGCCAAGAAGACCCCCAGAAACACUUGCGACGAGAGCUUCUGCAAGUGCGCCAAAAAGGCCGCCAAGGGACUCGCCCUCUGCAACGUAAGCGAAUUAAACUUGAAUUACCGCCAACGCGACUCAAAAGCGUUGCGGCGAUACGGAGCUUCGUGGUUUUUUGUUAGGUUCAAACUUUUUCAAGCUUUUUCGGCAUGAGUCAUUAUGAUGUAAACUAACAAAGAGACACGAAAAGCACACACGAAACUGCCAUAUUUUGAAAAAAGCUGUUUUGGCAGUAACCGCUACACAUUUCUGGGAGUUUCUCGUUGCUGCUUGCAAGUUUCAAUCAUAAAAAUGAAUGAGUACUCUUUGAACAGCACGCAUUAGAAGUUUUGCCGCGCGGAAAAAGGCCUGGGGUAGCGUGCCGCGAAAUAAGCAGCCGAACUUUCUUCCUCUCUCCGCUGCGCUGUCAAAAUCACUGUCUUGCAAUAAUUCAAACGUUUAUCGGCUUUUGUUUUCAGCUCCAAAUGGACAACUUCUGCAACACCGCCAAAAGCUUCGGAGGAAUGCACUUCAAGGGAUAA
Molecule: messenger RNA, 1554 nt
Organism: Caenorhabditis sp. 36 PRJEB53466
Lineage: Eukaryota; Metazoa; Nematoda; Chromadorea; Rhabditida; Rhabditidae
Source: the annotation of a GenBank genome assembly